AUGUCUGACCACGAAGAUGCCUCUCUCAACACUGGCUACAGCACGCCUGUUCCAGAGCUGGAUGACCAUAGACAUCAAUCUUCCUCAGUGCAAAGAGCACGCUCUCGGCGAGGCACCGUUGAGACCAUGCAGAGCGUUAAUGCCGGACGGAAUCUGAGCCCUGACCUCGCUCUCGUUAACCAGGGGCUAAUGCCUACCGUCGCUCGAGAUUUCGAGGAAGCUGUUAUGGAUGAUGAACCCGGUGGAGUGUCUCCUCGUCCUGGUCGAGUUGCACCUGAUAGGAGCCGACGGGGAACAGUUACGACUCUUGACCCCCGAUCGACUUCUCCUCCGAAUUCCGUGAAAGCAUUUGCUGAUGCUCGCCGGCGGGAAAGACAACUUUCAACAUCCGAUCCCAACUCUGUAAAGGCCUUUGCCGAAAUUAGAAGACACGAGGAUUACGACCUUCACCGAACUAUCUCAGGGGCUAGUCGUCGCAGUAAACGAAGCCUCCGAAGCAGGCGUUACACCAACGAGAACGAUGCAAAGAGCUUUGCUGGAUCAUGCAAAACUGCCGAAGAAGAUGUUUGCUUUCCAUUGCAUAAUCAAGGAAACAAGGACACCUUGCAGAUCGACUUUGAGGUUCUCGAAGAUUUUAUUGCUGAUGAGGAGAGCCGUGACAAGACUCCACCAAAGGGUCAGCCCCAAGCUCGAGUGUUCCACGAUCUCCGAACACAGGGGUAUAAUGGAGGGCAAGCAACGUUUACGGCGGGAGGUGAUGUUGUUGAAAUCCCCUCGGGCACCUCUCUCGAAACCAAUGAGAAAGUCCAUGAGAAUGACAGUCUGGAUGAAUUUGUGGGUGAACCCCAGCGCGUUGACAAUCGAUUUGAGUUCUUUUCUUCCUCAGAAGAGUCUACGAUUCAUGCAGCAGAGUUUGGCGACCUGGUUCUUCCAGGAGAAGAUGUCCGCAGUCUGUUUACGCUUCCACAAGGCGAGGAAAUGGAUGGAGUUUGGUGGCUGAACAUAAACAAUCCAACUGACGAGGAGAUCCGUGCCAUCUGCAAAGCCUUCGGAGUUCAUCCUCUCACGAUUGAGGACAUUGGAACUCAAGAAGCACGAGAGAAGAUUGAACUCUUCCCGUCCUACUAUUUUGCUUGCUUCAGAUCCUUCCAUGUCCAGGAAAUCGAUGAUGGGCAAGAAUACGAACCUUUCAACAUCUAUGUCGUCGUUUUUCGCGAGGGGACCUUGAGCUUCAGCUUUUCCCCCAACCCCCAUGCAGCUCACGUCCGGAAGAGAAUCACUAUGCUGAAGGAUUAUGUGGCCCUGAGCUCUGAUUGGAUCUGUUAUGCCCUAAUUGAUGAUAUUGUUGAUUGCUUUGCACCUAUCAUCACAAACAUUGAGAAGGAAACCGACGUUAUUGAGGAUGAAGUCUUCAUUGCCCGCAAUGAUGACAUGCAUAGCUUUCUACGCAGAAUUGGCAUGGUCCGGAAGAACGUAAUGGGUCUAAUGAAACUUCUGGGCGGCAAAGCAGACGUUCUCCGGGGCUUCACUAAACGCUGCAACGCAAACUACAAAGUUACUCCUCGGAUGGAUAUUGGCCUCUACCUCGGCGACAUCCAGGACCAUGUCGUCACGAUGAUGACAAGUUUGGCCCACUUUGAGAAAAUGCUUUCCCGAUCUCACAGUAACUACCUGGCUCAACUCUCAAUCGAUAACAUCACGCAGGGAAACCAAGCAAACAAAGUCCUCAGCAAGAUCACUCUGCUCGCUUCAAUCCUCGUUCCACUGAAUUUGGUGUGCGGUAUGUUUGGGAUGAACGUCAUGGUACCUUGGAGAGAAGUUAAUAGCUUGGCUCCUUUCUUUGGAAUUCUUGGUAUUUUGAUCCUUUUUGUCAUAAUCUCCCUGGUUGUUGCUCGGAGGCUCAGAUUCAUCUAA
This is a messenger RNA of Hyaloscypha bicolor E, 1914 nucleotides long. RefSeq names its product putative metal ion transporter C27B12.12c. Bases 1 to 1914 code for a protein of 637 amino acids. Gene Ontology annotation, cellular component: plasma membrane. The record is from RefSeq and is a predicted model, not a curated record. The transcript is spliced from 2 exons. Gene Ontology annotation, biological process: magnesium ion transmembrane transport; intracellular magnesium ion homeostasis. NCBI's taxonomy places the organism in Eukaryota, Fungi, Ascomycota, Leotiomycetes, Helotiales, Hyaloscyphaceae. Gene Ontology annotation, molecular function: magnesium ion transmembrane transporter activity.